This is a messenger RNA of Scedosporium apiospermum, 1248 nucleotides long. RefSeq names its product Protein FYV10. The coding region runs from base 1 to 1248 and encodes 415 amino acids. Gene Ontology annotation, molecular function: ubiquitin protein ligase activity; protein binding. Gene Ontology annotation, cellular component: nucleus; GID complex; cytoplasm. The transcript is spliced from 2 exons. The record is from RefSeq and is a predicted model, not a curated record. Gene Ontology annotation, biological process: proteasome-mediated ubiquitin-dependent protein catabolic process. NCBI's taxonomy places the organism in Eukaryota, Fungi, Ascomycota, Sordariomycetes, Microascales, Microascaceae.
AUGGCGGACCACGAACACAUGGCCAUCAAGCACAGCGACCACAUCCUCCUCGACCAGCCCCUCCUCCGCCUCCCCUACGAACUUCUCCGAAAUAACUUCCGCUCAGCCCACUUCGCCGUCGAAAAAGAGAGCACGGGAAUCAAGACGUCUCUCAAGGAUGCCACGACGGGGUGUUUCAACGGCAAGUCGAGCCAGGACGAUCUGGUCCGGAACCUGGACGAUAUGAUCGCCCAGGCCAAGGCCCUGAAGCGGAAGCUAGCCGCCUGCGCCGAGGAGGAGAACAGGUUGCUGAACCAGGAGCGGGCGAGGAUCACGCAUGUUGAGGACCUUUAUUCAAUUAAUUCGUUCGACGAUGUCAAGUAUGAGAGCUGGAGCCGGACGAGGCUGGAUAGGCUGAUGGUGGAUUUUAUGCUGAGGAGUGGGUGUGGAAAUAGUGCUGCUGCUUUGGCGGAGGAGAGGGGAAUACAGGAGCUUGCGGACGUCGAGACGUUGGUUUCUAUGAACAGGAUACGUGAGAGCUUGAAGAAAGGUAGUGUGCAGGAAGCUCUGGUGUGGUGCUCGCAGAACAAGAAGGAGCUGCGAAAGAUGGAUGGCCGACUCGAGUUCGAUCUACGUUUCCAGCAGUUCGUCGAAAUGAUCCGGUCAGGAAGCGACCCGCGGGCCUGUCUCGCACACAUCAAGAAAUACCUAAUCCCCCACAACGCCCUCUUCCCCAACGAAGUCAGAGCUGCCUGCGGCAUGCUCGCCUUCCCCUACGACCCGAACAGUAACAGCACCCACGGCUACGAUGCUUACUUUCAACCCUCCCGGUGGGACAUGCUCGCCAACCUCUUUACCGAAACCCACAACACCCUCCUCAGCUUACCCUCCGUCCCCUUGCUCAACGUGGCGCUAUCGUCGGGUCUCUCGGCCCUGAAGACCCCGGCCUGCCAUGCGGCUGCGCGGGAAGCUGCCCCAGGAUCGAAGGAGAUCAGCCAUGGCGCGACCGUCUCGCCGUCUGGGCAGCAGACCGUCUGCCCGAUCUGCUCGCCUGAACUUAAGGACUUGGCGAUGAAUGUACCGUACGCGCACCAUACGAAGAGUAUUGUCGAGCAUGACCUGGUGGUCUUGCCGAAUGGCAGGGUCUACGGGAGGGAGAAGUUGGAGCAGCAUGCGAAGAAGUUUGGCAUGCCUGCUGACCAGGUGAAGGACUUGCAGACGGGAGAGGUUUACGAGGUUGAUAAGCUGAAGAAGGUGUAUAUUACCUAA